UUUCGCCUUGAUGCAGGUGAGGGGGCUCGUGAUCCAAGGGAUUGGACCUGCCUACUCCUUCCUUGGAUCUAUCCUGGUUGCCUUUCAUUUUUACAGGAGCUGUAUGAUACCUACAGGUUUAACGCUUUCCCUAAUUGUUAAGGUUGUGAGUGUGAUGAAGCAACUAUGGCUUGGUCAAGUAACGUUACACCUUCCAAUGGUGCAUUCUCUCGACUCCGGAACAUGCAUGAUCCAGAUCUGAGCUCCUCUGAGGAGUGUCUAGUGUAUACUCCUGGAGGAAGUGGCGGCAGUAAGGGUGAUAGUUUUAUUCCAUCCUCUUCGAGCUCCUCCCCUGGGUUGCCGUCUAACCAUCAAGCUAAUAUUGCUCACUCUGGAGCUACAUCUUUACCCUCUGGUAAUAGUAUAGAUUGUAGUACUACUGCUCCACCACCAUCCCCAGCAUCUCCAACACUGCACAUCAAUCACGGAACAACUAGUCAUGUUGGGGUGCUGCGGAGAGCUGGUGUUCCAUCAUCCCCUGUCUCUGCUCGCUCAGUUGUGUCUCCACACCUGCCAUCAGUGCUUCCAUCCUCCUCUGUCCCACACCCCUCUCCAUUGCCUGUUGGCUUAUUGCCACCCGGUUCUCCGACAGCUCCUCCAAGUGUUGCUACUGCUCCACCCCCUCCACCACCGCCACCACCACCACCCCCACCUCCACCUCCACCACCACCACCACAACCAUUAGUAUCAGCACCCUCUCCAGCUCAGGUCUCUAUAAUCACUAGCUCUUCUCCACCACUUUUAGUUUCUAUUGUUGCAACCAACACCACUACCACUGUCAGUUCUCCUACUAGAGUCUCAAAUGUAUCCUCCAGUACUCCUAAUAAUAACAACUCUUCUUCCAUUGGUACUGUUACCACCACCUCCUCUGCUACAAGCACUAACACACCUGCUAUCACAACUAGUAAUGGAGGGCCUAUGUAUAACUGGCAAGCCACCAUGACAACUGUAAAAGAAAGAUUUGCAUUCCUAUUCAACAACGAGAUACUCAGUGAUGUUCAUUUCCUGGUGGGUAAAGGUGAUUCAAGACAACGCAUACCUGCACAUAAGUUUGUUUUGGCAGUUGGCAGUGCUGUAUUUGAUGCUAUGUUCAAUGGGCAUCUUAGUACUCAUCAAGAGGAAAUUGAAUUGCCAGAUGUGGAACCACAGGCAUUUCUUGCUCUCUUGCGAUUCCUAUACAGUGAUGAGGUUCAGAUUGGUCCCGAAACUGUGAUGACAGUAUUGUACACAGCCAAAAAAUAUGCUGUUCCUGCUCUUGAGCAAGCCUGUGUGGACUUUCUUAAGCGCAAUUUAUCCUCGGAUAAUGCAUUCAUGCUUCUGACUCAGGCCCGACUUUUUGAUGAACCUCAACUGGCAGCUUUGUGUCUGGAGACAAUAGAUAAAAAUACAGCCGACUCAUUAGCAGCAGAGGGCUUUACAGAUAUUGACAGCAACACCUUGUGCUUGGUGCUUGAGCGAGACACACUACGAAUUCGAGAGGCUAAGCUUUUUGAAGCAACAGUCAGGUGGUCUGAAGCUGAGUGUGAACGUGAGGGUCUGGUUGUAACAAGCACCAGCCAGAGAGCAGUGUUAGGGAGAGCAUUGUCUUUGGUACGAUUUCCCCUUAUGACUGUGGAAGAGUUUGCUCAAGGUCCUGCGCAGUCUGGGAUCUUGACAGAUCGUGAAGUGGUUCAGCUGUUCCUUCAUUUUACUGUAAAUCCGAAACCCCCCGUUAAUUUCUUGGACGUUCCUCGGUGCUGUAUGACAGGCAAGGAACAGACAGUAUGCCGAUUUCAGCAGAUAGAGUCCCGCUGGGGGUAUUCAGGCACUAGUGAUAGAAUUCGGUUUAUUGUAGAUCGACGCAUCUUUGUAGUUGGUUUUGGAAUGUAUGGGUCCAUUCAUGGUCCUUCUGAAUAUGAAGUAACAAUACAGAUCAUCCAUACUGCCACUGGAAAGGUAUGUGCAAGCAACGACACAAGCUUCACAUCCGAUGGCACUGUGAAUACAUUUCGAGUUAUGUUCAAGGAACCUGUUGAAGUGUUGCCCAAUACUAACUACACUGCUUAUGCAACAUUAAAGGGCCCGGAUUCACACUAUGGAACCAAAGGUGUGCGUAAAGUAGCGGUGGAAUGUCCCUCGGGAGAUCGAGCAACUUUCCAGUUUACAUAUGCUGCUGGAAACAACAAUGGCACCUCUGUUGAAGAUGGACAGAUCCCAGAGAUCAUAUUUUAUACAUAAAUGUAUAUCUUUUCCUCUGUGGCAUAGAUCUGUGAAUAUUUCCAUUUGGUGUGUUUUCCCAAAUGACUUCUAAUUUUAUAUGUGCAUUUUUAUAGAAAACAAGUUUUUGGGCUAAAUAGUCACUUGAAAGUAGAAAUUGUGACAAGCUGCUUAACUACUGAGGAUUAUCAGCAAGGCUAUCAUACUUUUUCUCAUUAUACUUAAACUCGAAUUUAACACAUUUGCUCAAACAUAUUUUCUUGAUGAAAUAUUACUUGGGCUGCAUUUAUGUACUAUUCAAGGUGGAAUUUUGCAUUUAGCUAUUUUUAGUAGGUAAAACUAUGGUCAUAUCAAGUUUCCAUGGGAUUCAAAAUUGUUUAAAGAAUGUGUGUGAUUGUCAUCAGAUGAUAGAGGUGCUUUAAUCAGUAGACAUCAUUCUUAAUAUUAAUUUUAAGAAUGUAAACCAGCAUUCUUCUCCAUCUUGAGAUGGCUUUAGUUUUGUUAUUUAUGAAGAUGACAUAUACUAACACUAUUGUACAAACAAUAAUAUCAUUUAAAAAAAUUUCAGUAUGAUAUGACUUGAAGACAAAAAAAGUUAUCUAUGGAGGCAAAGAAGGGAAUUUAUGAAAGUAUAGUAGUACCAACACUCUUAUAUGGGUGUGAAGCUUGGGUUGUGAAUGCAGCAGCGAGGAGGCGGUUGGAGGCAGUGGAGAUGUCCUGUCUAAGGGCAAUGUAUGGUGUAAAUGUUAUGCAGAAAAUUCGGAGUGGGGAAAUUAGGAGAAGGUGUGGCGUUAAUAAAAGUAUUAGUCGGAGGGCUGAAGAGGGGUUGUUGAGGUAGUUCGGUCAUUUAGAGAGAAUGGUUAAAAGAGAAGGACAUGGAGAGCAUAUAAAUCUGUAGGGGAAGGAAGGUGGGGUAGGGGUCGUCCUCGAAAAGGUUGGAAGGAAGGGGUAAGGGAAGUUUUGUGGGUGAGGGGCUUGGACUUCCAGCAGGCGUGCAUGAGCAUGUUCGAUAGGAGUGAAUGGAGACGAAUGGUAUUUGGGACCUGACGAUCUGUUGGAGUGUGAGCAGGGUAAUAUUUAGUGAAGGGAUUCAGGGAAACUGGUAAUUUUUAUAUAGCCGGACUUGAGUCCUGGAAAUGGGAAGUACAAUGCCUGUACUCUAAAGGAGGGGUUUGGAGGGAUAUGUUGUGUAUCUUUAUACGUAUAUGCUUCUAAACUGUUGUGUUCUGAGCACCUCUGCAAAAACAGUGAUUAUGUGUGAGUGAGAUGAAAGUGUUGAAUGAUGAUGAAAGUAUUUUCUUUUUGGGGAUUUUCUUUCUUUUUGGGUCACCCUGCCUCGGUGGGAGACGGCUGACUUGUUAAAAAAAAAAAAAUGACUUGAAGUAGAACAUGCAGAGAAUCUCAACAGAUAAUGUUCAGGGUAGAUACUGGGUUGGUAGCCAUGAAGACUUCAGGAAAUUGUAAUGAAUAAUAGGGUAAUAAAUUUUUAUGUUAAGAUUCAAUUCAAAAUUCAUAAUUUGUGAGUUAAUUGUAGGUAGAAAUACAAAUUACUCAGAUAAGUAAGAAACAUGUGCAACAAUUAGGUGAUGAACUGAUUACCUUGUCUGCACCUCCACUGCUUCCUUUGUCUUUGACUGAAUAAGCUUACUGUGCAGGCAGAACAUUUCAGAAUAAAGAUACCUAACUU
This is a messenger RNA of Cherax quadricarinatus, 3922 nucleotides long. The record is from RefSeq and is a predicted model, not a curated record. Lineage: Eukaryota; Metazoa; Arthropoda; Malacostraca; Decapoda; Parastacidae.